AUGCCUGCCAUCCUGAUCGUCGGCGCCACUCGGGGCCUUGGCGCAAGCUUGGUCAAGCUGUACGCAUCAGACUCGAACAACUACGUGUAUGCUACAGCGAGGUCAUCCGACCCUCCCGCAAACAGCAAGAACGUCGCGUAUAUCUCCGGUAUCGACAUUGCGUCGCCUGAUGCUGGCAGCAAGAUUGUUCGCUUUUUCAACACCAAAGGAAUCUCUAGUUUGAACACUGUGAUCAUAACUGCUGGCUACUUCGCGACAGAGAGCCUUGAACAGCCCUCGUUCGAAGCGCAGGAACGCAUGUACCGGACUUGCGCAAUCGGUCCCACCAUCCUUGUCACCACUCUAGCAAACGGGACUAAGGACCUCCUGGGCAAGGACUCAAAGGUAGUCUUUGUAUCGUCAGAAAGCGGGAGCAUAGCCCUCAGGCACGAUAAAGAAGGCGGCGGCAACUACGGACACCAUGCCAGCAAGACGGCGUUGAACAUGUCCGCCAAGCUGCUAAGCCUGGACUUGAAGGACCGAGGCGUGGCGAUUGCAACAGUACACCCAGGUUUCAUGCGUACAGAAAUGACCAAGGGAGUCGGAUUCGACAAGUUCUGGGACGAAGGCGGUGCUGUGAUGCCUGAUGUUGCGGCCAAGUCGCUUGCCGAGUGGAUCGAGACAUUCGACAUCAGUAAGACCGGCGAGUACUGGGCGCCACGAGGACCACGCGAUAUCGGUACGGCUGAACCAGUGCUUGGCCCAGUCGACAAGCUUCCUACGCCCCUGCAACUCCCCUGGUAG
Didymella exigua CBS 183.55 is the source of this 783-nucleotide messenger RNA. Its product is annotated as oxidoreductase. Lineage: Eukaryota; Fungi; Ascomycota; Dothideomycetes; Pleosporales; Didymellaceae. Bases 1 to 783 code for a protein of 260 amino acids. Gene Ontology annotation, molecular function: oxidoreductase activity, acting on the CH-OH group of donors, NAD or NADP as acceptor. The transcript has 3 exons. The record is from RefSeq and is a predicted model, not a curated record.